Messenger RNA from Aureobasidium musti, 1893 nucleotides. Lineage: Eukaryota; Fungi; Ascomycota; Dothideomycetes; Dothideales; Saccotheciaceae. The record is from the annotation of a GenBank genome assembly.
AUGGCGCGAACGAAAAGCAAGAAGGAUAAUCGCCAGAAUGGAGUGAAGUCAAAGAUCGCUGCACCAGCCAAGAAGUCGGCACCAGUGCAGGACGAUUCGGCCAGCGACAUGUCAGACAUCGAGCAAUACGACGCCCCAGCUGGACAGGACGAUAUGGAUAUGAGCGAGGACGACAAGGAUGCCGCUGAGGAAGAGUUGGAGAGAGCCGUGUUCGGCGACAGCAUGGGAUUCAGAGCUGGACUGGCUGGGUUCGAGACUGGACUGGACGACGAAGAUUCAGCCGAUGAAGGCGCUGCUGCUUCUGGAGACGAACAGACAUACGAUGGUCUUGCAGAUGCAGACUUGUUCUUCACUGAUGUCGGCGCGUCAACCGAGCUACAGCCUGCUCCGGCUACUGAAGAGGAGGAAGAGGAGGACGGUGCAGCGUGGCAAGACAGCGACGACGAGAGAAUGGUUGUGUCGUUGGCCUCGGUACCGAGACUGCGCAAGCUGAGGAGGACAGAAGCUGAGGAUGUCAUUUCCGGCAAAGAAUACGUCCGUCGUCUGCGCAAACAGUACGUCAAUCCUGCUCAAUCACGCCCCAACGACAUAGCUAACAUGUUACAGUNNUACGAGAUGCUUAACCCCGUACCAGAUUGGGCCGUCGAAGCCGCCCAGAAAGGACCUAGAAAGAAGCGUAGACUCAGCUACGAUGAUCUCGACGCCGAGUCGGACGAGGACAUGGAUAUAGACGGUGAAGAGGGAGAUGACGACGUCUCAGCCGAACCGCUCAGCAAGCUGCUACAAGGAGGAGGCCUCGUACGACGAACAGAGAACAAGAAGCGCAAGUUGCGACCCGAAGUCAUCGAUAUUCAACGCACAAAGGACAUUGGCACCACGCAACCCUCGGCCAUCACCUCCCUGCAAUACCACCCCGAGCUUCCUCUGCUUCUCUCCUCCGGACCCUCCUCGACUCUCUACCUUCACCACAUUGUCGCUUCUCCUCCCGCGCCCGAAGCCAAUCCUCUCCUCACCUCCCUGCACAUCCGCAAGACUCCUCUCACAACAACCGCCUUCCAUCCCAACGACCCUCGCAUCUUCCUUUCCGCCCGUCGCCGCUACUUCCACGUCUGGAACCUCGAAACUGGUAAAGUGGAGAAGAUUGCUCGUGUCUACGGUCACCAGCACGAGCAGCGCAGUAUGGAGCGCUUCAAGCUCUCUCCUGAUGGUCGCAGCAUGGCCCUCAUUGGUAGUGCUCGCAAGGGUGGCGGUGUGAUCAACAUCCUCGACGCAUACACAUUGCAAUGGGCCAGCCAGGUGCGCGUAGAAAGCAACAACGGUAUCGCAGACUUUGCCUGGUGGCGCGACAGCCGUGGUAUGAGCAUUGCAGGCAAGAACGGUGAAGUCACCGAGUGGAACAUGGACGAGCAGCGCGCGGUAGCCCGCUGGCAAGACGAAGGCGCCGUCGGCACUACUACCAUUACUCUCGGUGGUGACAACGGAAACGCUGGCUCGCCUAUUGGCAAAGACCGCUGGGUUGCUGUUGGCAGCUCGAGUGGUGUUGUGAACAUCUACGAUCGCCGUGCCUGGCUUGUUGCCUCUUCAUCGUCUACAGAUCCGCUUGCCUCACCCAUUCCCUCUGCACCUAAACCCACCCGCGCUCUCGACAAUCUCACCACACCAAUCUCGCAUCUUACAUUCUCUCCUGACGGACAAAUGCUCGUCAUGGCUUCGAGGUGGAAGAAGGAUGCUCUGAGAAUUGUGCAUCUGCCUACAUGCACAGUCUUCAAGAAUUGGCCCACUAGCAACACGCCUUUGGGCAGAAUCACAGGUGUUGCGUUUGCUCCGGGUAGUGAUGGUCUGGCUGUUGCUAAUGAGCAGGGUAAGAUUAGGUGUUGGGAGGUCAGAGCUUAG